Messenger RNA from Eriocheir sinensis (Chinese mitten crab), 384 nucleotides. Its product is annotated as nicotinamidase-like. The transcript is spliced from 4 exons. The coding region runs from base 1 to 384 and encodes 127 amino acids. Lineage: Eukaryota; Metazoa; Arthropoda; Malacostraca; Decapoda; Varunidae. The record is from RefSeq and is a predicted model, not a curated record.
AUGAUCCAUCGCUCUGGUGACCUCCAGACUCUAAAGCUGACGAGCGAUGAGGCGAAGGUCUACGACACCGUGAUCUUCGAAGUGAACAACGACGGCACGCCCACGGAGCAGAAGCUGUGGCCGCGGCACUGCGUCCAGAACAGCUGGGGCGCCAAGCUGUGCGCGGACCUCAAAGUGGUGGAGGACGCCAUCCUGGUGCACAAGGGCACCGACCCCGACACGGACUCGUACAGCGUCUUCUGGGACAACAACAACAAGUUCCACACGACGCUCAACGAGGAGCUGCAGAAGCGGGGCGUCACCGGCGUCUUCGUGUGCGGCGUCACCUACGAUGACUGCGUCGGUGAGUCACGGUUGACAUUUGGUGCUCUUAAUACCAAAUAG